Saccostrea cuccullata (small rock oyster) is the source of this 5070-nucleotide messenger RNA. Its product is annotated as phospholipid-transporting ATPase ABCA3-like. Gene Ontology annotation, biological process: lipid transport; transmembrane transport. Gene Ontology annotation, cellular component: intracellular membrane-bounded organelle; membrane. The record is from RefSeq and is a predicted model, not a curated record. NCBI's taxonomy places the organism in Eukaryota, Metazoa, Mollusca, Bivalvia, Ostreida, Ostreidae. Gene Ontology annotation, molecular function: lipid carrier activity; ABC-type transporter activity; ATP binding. The transcript has 20 exons. The coding region runs from base 34 to 4881 and encodes 1615 amino acids.
ACGUACAACGAGGAAGACAUCUACAGCUGUUACAUGAGUAGAGUCUUCUAUGUUCCAAAUACCACCGUAAUUGAGGACCUCAUGAAUAACACAAGAAAAAUAAUUUUAGAUAAAUUCAGAUAUGCACAUUUUCCCCUAAAAGGAUUUGCAAAUGAAGAAGACAUGAUAAAUUAUAUACAACGGUCUCACAAGCCCGGUCAUUACAAUUACUACUUGGACGCGGGAAUUGUAUUUGUUCCGCGCCCAUUGUACAUGUCCGAUCUUCCAAAGGACAUUACGUAUUCUUUACGUAUGAGCGGACAAUGGGACACAAAGGAUCAGUACGCUGACAAAUCAUUUAAUCCUGGACCGGCGAAUGAAUGGUACAAUGUGUACAAAAUGGGCUUUCUAUGUCUAAAGUAUAGUCUUGAUACUGCUAUUAUGGAAUAUAUCAAUUCCUCAAUCAGUCUACCAGAUAUUAAGAUUCAACGAAUGCCGUAUCCACCAUAUGUAAGAAACCCUUUGGCAAAUUUCGUAAGAAUCACUAUUGCCAUCACCACUGUCGUUGGUCUUAUUCUAUCUUCACUCCAACUGACAAAGGAAAUCGUCCAUGAUCGAGAGAAGAAACUGAAAGAAACCAUGAGGAUGAUGGGUCUGAGUUCCUUUGUUUACUGGUUCUCCUGGUUUUUUAAAGGAUUCAUCUAUCUGAUCAUCACCUUCGCCAUCACUGUUCUCAUCUUUCAGGCUGGACCUAAUAAGAUGUUCCAAUUCUCGGACUCCUCUUUACUUUUCUUCUUCUAUCUGUCCUAUGCAGUAUCCGUGGUUUCCUACUGCUUUUUGUUCAGCACGUUUUUUGACAAAGCAAACACUGCCUCUUAUUUUGCCGGAUUUUUCUUUUUUGUCACAAUCAUACCAAAUUUUGCGCUGGAUGCAAAGUUUUCGGACAUGACGAAGCCCCAGAAGAUGGCAAUAUGCCUGUUGAACAAUAUGGCAAUGGCAUUUGGCUUUACAUCGGCAUCAGAAUAUGAAACAAAAGGUACGGGGGUUAAUUGGAAUACUUUCACCAAACCCCCGACGGUGGACGGAGAUUUCGCCUUCGGUGACGCCAUCUUGAUGCUCUGGGUAGAUAGUGCCAUCUAUCUUUUGAUCACGUGGUACAUAGACGGAGUCAGACCUGGAGAAUACGGAGUUCCGCAACCAUUUUAUUUUCCAUUUACGAAAACUUACUGGAUUGGUGGUAAGCAGAUUCCCAAGACAUCUCAGGAAGAUGUUGAUCAGGAUCCAAAAUAUUUUGAGAAAGAGCCAUCAGGUCGUAAAAUUGGAAUAAGCAUGAGGCAUUUAGAAAAGGUGUACACAACUGGUAUUAAAGAAACUGUUGCUGUCAAGGAUAUGUCUCUUGAUAUAUUUCAAGGACAGAUAACUGCCUUGCUUGGACAUAAUGGCGCAGGAAAAACAACAGCGAUGUCAAUGUUAACAGGAUUUAUUCCAUCAACUUCCGGUUCUGCAAGAGUGAACGGAUAUGACAUAAAUGAUGACAUCAGUAGUGUGCGGGGAAGUCUUGGAAUGUGUCCUCAGCAUGAUAUUUUGUUUGACACGCUAACUGUAAAGGAACACCUAGAAUUUUAUUACAAACUCAAAGGAUGCAAUAAAUCCAAAAUGAAAGAAGAUAUCAGGAACACACUACGCAUUUUCAAGAUUGAGGAGAAACGAACUGAUCUUGCAAGAAACUUAUCUGGAGGACAAAAAAGGAAAUUAUCGGUAGCCAUAUCAUUGGUUGGAGGCUCAAAGGUAAUCAUAUUAGACGAACCUACCUCAGGCAUGGAUCCCGGUGCACGGCGCCAAUUGUGGGAUAUCCUUCAGAAAUUUAAAGAGGACCGAACUAUUGUUCUGUCUACGCAUUUCAUGGAUGAAGCUGAUGUUCUUGGUGACCGUAUUGCUAUCAUGGCCGACGGAGUUGUCAAGUGCUGUGGUUCUUCAUUGUUCCUUAAAAAGCUUUAUGGAGCCGGAUAUCACUUAGUGAUGGUCAAAGAACCAAGUUGCGAUGCGACCAAAUUAUUAGAAACAAUAAGAAGCCGUAUUUCGUCUGCGUCUUUGGAAAGCAGUGUUGGGGCGGAGUUGUCUUUUCUUCUUCCCACAGAAGAGCUACCGUCCUUUGCAGACCUAUUCACAGAUCUUGAGGAAAAUGCUUCAAGACUUGGGAUAAGUGGCUUUGGAAUUUCUGCGACAACAAUGGAAGAAGUAUUUUUGAAAGUGAAAGAAAAUACAGAAGUUAACACGACCUAUAAAGAAGAGAUUACGGACGAAAAGCAUGCCCUUCUCCAGGCUCCUGGGGGAUCGUCCCCUCGGUCAUACACCACAGAAAUAAGUGAUGUGCUGGAUUUUAACAUGGGACUCGAAAAGAACACUGGAAGUACAGCCAUAUUCCAACAAUUUCUGGGAUUAUUGAUGAAGAAAGCAUUACAUACCUGGCGAAGCCGAUUUAUGAUGAUAAUUCAACUUGCUGUUCCUAUAUUACUGACAGUAUUCGGACUUUUGGGUGAUCAUUUGCUGAACAAUCUAACGCAGCAAUCGCAGCCUCCUUUAAAAUUAGAUUUAGAACCUUUUCCAAAUGCCCUAACCACUGUGACUCAAGGACCAAACUCCACAUUCUUUUCAGAAAAUAUGACAGAAGAGUAUGAGAACUAUUUCAGAAAACUGGGUCUAGAGGUUGUGGAGUAUGAACCCAGGUCUCCUUCAGAGUUUAACAUUAACAAAUUUUGGCUGGAUCAUAAUCAGCGGAUUGGGCAAAGACCUUUUAAUUCGCGAUAUGUCAUUGGAUUUGGAUUGAAUAAAAGCCACAUUAUUAGUUACUAUAACGGUGAAGAUCGUCAUGCAAUUGGAAUUAGUUUGUCCUACACGAUAGAUUUUCUUUUUAAAUUCUACUAUGGUCACUCUAGAAGCAUACAGACUAUAAAUCACCCAUUUCCACCCAUAGAGGAUAACUAUCAUUCAGACCAGGGAUCGGGUUUGGCAUCUUUUAAAGGUCUCACCAUUGCUUUGUGUGUUUUAUUUGGUUUGUCCUGUUUAGUAGCUUCCUUUGGCGUGUUUCAUAUCAAAGAGAAGUCCUCUGGGGCCAAACAUUUACAAAAGGUGAGUGGGGUCGGCUCCACCGUCUUCUGGUCGGCCAAUUUUACAUGGGAUUUCAUCCAUUACCUGAUUCCAAUAUUUCUUAUCCUGCUUUGUUUUACUGGGUUCAAAAUUCCACCAUAUACAGAAGAAAAUAGACUGGGAAUUGUGUUCCUGAGUCUGUUCCUGUUUGGUUUAGCUUCAAUUGCAUGGACCUAUCUCUUACAUUUCAUCUUCCGAUCGCCUGCAGGUGGAACAGUAGCUAUGAUAAUAAUCAACACGGUAGCAGGUUUGUUUACCUUGCUGAUGGUCACAUUCCUGCAUCUAAGUCCAGAGACCAAAAGUGCUUCCGACGCGAUGGAUAAAGUCUUCAUGAUAAUUUUGCCUCAUUUCUGUUUGGGCAAAACAUUUACGAAUAUCUAUGUGCGAUACGAUCUUCGAUUACAAUGCCAUAAAGAUUUAAAUCAAAAUAUUACACAAACCUUCUUGACUAAUGAAGAAAAGUGUCCCAAUGACAAUUAUUUGGAGUGGGACUACCCCGGAUGUGGUCGAUACCUGUUGAUGAUGUCAAUACAGUGGGUUGCCUUUAUGACUUUAGUGUUUCUCUUGGACAGCGGAGUAAUACAGCGUUUUGUCUACCGAACUCUGUGUAGUCCAAACGGCGGAGCUACAGACUCUGAUAAUGAUCCCAGCAUUAAUCCGGAUUCGGACGUUUUAGAAGAAGCAAUGAGAAUACACUUAACUCAAAUAGGCGACCUGAUGACAACUGACAAACUUAUAAUCAAAAACCUAAAGAAAACGUAUGGCGUAGUCGAACAUUUUCAUGCAGUAAAGGGAAUAAGCGUAGGAAUUUCUGAACAAGAAUGCUUUGGAUUGUUGGGUCAAAAUGGCGCAGGGAGAACGACAACAUUUAAGAUGCUGACAGGCGAUGUAAUGAGCUCUAGUGGGCAUGCGUACAUCAAUAGUUUAAGUGUUGAUAGUCAGAUACAGCAGGUCCAUCGUUGUCUUGGAUACUGCCCCCAGUUUGACGCAUUGAUUGACACUUUAACAGGAAGGGAGAUUUUAAGACUUUACGCCAGAAUGAGGGGGAUUAACGAGAAGGAGAUCAGUCGCGUCAUUAAUGACCUAUUGGACGCAGUGACGCUCACAAAAUAUGCAGACAAACUGUGUGGGACAUACAGUGGUGGAAACAAAAGGAAAUUGAGUACUGCCAUUGCAUUGAUUGGAGAUCCUCCAAUCCUGAUGCUGGAUGAACCGACGACGGGCGUGGAUCCAGCCGCGCGAAGGCAAAUGUGGAAUGUACUUUCGAAGGUCCGAGCCAGUGGAAGAACGCUUGUUUUAACGUCUCACAGCAUGGAAGAGUGUGAUGCCCUUUGUACCAAAAUAGUCAUUAUGGUUAACGGAAGAUUCGUGUGUUUUGGUAGUCCCCAACACCUAAAGAACAAAUUUGCACAAGGUUACACCUUGACGGUGAGACUAGAACGUGACAAUAACGGAAACGCAGUGGAUUCUGGUCCGUUAUGUAAUCAUAUAAGUAGAGAGUUUCCAGGAACCGAAGUUUUCGAUGAUCAACAAGGCUAUCUCGAUAUUCACAUUCCACAUCAAAAAUUAUCAUUAGCAAAACUUUUCAAAGAAAUGGAGAAAACAAAAUCUGAAUAUAAUGUAGAAGAUUAUUCAGUACAUCAGACGUCCCUGGAGCAGGUGUUUCUUGGGUUCACGAGGAUGCAGGUGCCCCCUGUGGACAGAAAGAGGGCGUGCCCUUGUUGUUUCUGUUGUAGGUCGAAACCAGCUUCAUAAAGCGAAGGCGUAGGCCUCCCGGGUGACAGAACUUUGAUAUCCAUCUUCUGAUUUAUAUGCAUUUAAGUAUCUAUACUCAAAAAGUGAAAAGAUCUAGAUCUUCAUAUUUUUUUCUUUUUUGGAAAUAUAUAUGAGCUCAUUGUAGAUAGUUGGGAGACAACUCAUGUUUAUAAAUAGUAUAUUAUAAUG